Phanerochaete carnosa HHB-10118-sp is the source of this 1876-nucleotide messenger RNA. RefSeq lists its product as uncharacterized. The transcript has 10 exons. The record is from RefSeq and is a predicted model, not a curated record. Lineage: Eukaryota; Fungi; Basidiomycota; Agaricomycetes; Polyporales; Phanerochaetaceae. The coding region runs from base 49 to 1722 and encodes 557 amino acids.
CCUGCUCUCACCGGUACUGUAACGGCUGCGCCGUUGUCUCAACUGAAGAUGAGCUUCGACUCCGUGGCGAGCGUCAAGCCUCCCAAGACCCGCACGCUCGUGCUUUGCUUUGAUGGGACCUCCAACCAAUUUGACGGUGAUAACACUAAUGUCGUCAAGCUUUACUCACUGCUAAAGAAGGACAACACGGACGACCAGCUGUGUUAUUACCAGCCCGGCGUAGGCACCUAUUUCCAUCCUGGUGCUGUCCAGCCUCUCUUCCAAUGGGGCGCCAGAAUGCUGGACGAAGCUAUAGCCUGGUACCUCGAUGAGCAUGUCCGAGGAGGCUACACCUUCCUCAUGCAAAACUACCGUCCCGGCGACAAGAUCUGCAUCUUUGGGUUUUCUCGCGGGGCAUACACUGCGAGAGCCCUGGCUGGCAUGCUUCACAAGAUUGGUCUACUGCCCAAAGACAACCCAGAGCAGCUCCCGCUCGCAUACAAGCUUUUCAAGAACUGCGACAAAAAUCACAGAGAACUCGCGGCCGGAUUUAAGAGGACGUUCUGCAGAAGCGUCAUGGUCGAGUUCAUUGGGGUUUGGGAUACCGUUGCGAGCGUGGGCCUGCUGAGGAGCAAGACCCUGCCAUUUACGACCACGAACACGACGAUCAAGACCUUCCGACACGCACUCGCGCUGGAUGAGCGUCGCGCGAAGUUCCAGCCGAACCUGUACCAUCGCCUGACCUGCGAUGCCUCCGCCACCGUCUCCGACCUGAUCGCUAUCCAGGAGGACGCACAGCCGACGACGUCUCCCAUCUCUGCCGUGGCAUCGUUCGACGAAGAGAACAAGAGGGCGCGCAUGGAAGCCGACAUGCGGGCAGAAGCCGAGGCGGCGCAGCCCCCUCCAGCCAACGAAAACCAGACGCCCGCGGACGGGAAGAAGAAGACGCGCUGGCUGAAGGGGCUCUUCAGAAAGACGACAGGCCCGUACGCGAAGGUACCGUGCCUCCAGGGGCGCCGCGCGAAGAAGCACGACAGCAUCCGCCCGCUCGACGACCCCGCAGGGGACCAAGUCGAGACGAACGUGCUCGAGGUCUGGUUCGCCGGGAGCCACGGCGACGUCGGCGGCGGGUGCGUGCCGAACGACACGCCGCACGCGCUCUCGGAUAUCUCCCUCCGCUGGAUGGUGCGCCAGGUCGUGCAGGCGCAGUGCGGCAUCGCCUUCGACAGCGACGCGCUCCGGCGCGCGGGUAUCCUCGACGCCGCGCUCGUCCCCACGGGCUUCACGUCCCCUCCCCCGCCCGCCACCACGCCGCCCACGCUCGCCGUCAAGACCGACGCGCUGCCGCCCAACGGUGGGCGGCCCGGGGACCAGCAGCCGCUCGAGGCGUUCGGGUACGGGCGCGCGAGCGGCGAGUCGACGGCGAGCAGCGGGAGCGGGAAGUCGCGGGCGGUCGCGACGGACGCGGUGCCGGAGGACGCGGACGCGACCGCGCCGCUGUUCGACCAGCUCCGGCUCUGCCGGUUCUGGUGGCUGCUCGAGCUCAUGCCGACGAACUACUGCUACCAGGACGGGGACGGCAAGUGGCAUGACAAGUGGAGCAUACACAGGGGCCGCGGGCGCCACAUCCCGGACAAGAACCCCAAGGUACACGAGUCGGUGAAGCACAGGAUGGAGCACCCGACGCUCAACUACCGCCCGCAUGCGCAGUGGGAGCCCAACAAGGAGGAAUGGGUCCAGUGAGGGGCACGCCAUGUGCCAUGAUCCUCGCAGUGCCGACGCCCUUCUCGCUUCCAAAAACGGCGGGACGACCUCCUAAUUUUAUGACUAUUUCCAAGAACGCACGGAACCCACGAUUUUCGACGACCGCAACUCCUCAUACGACGUUCUCAAUGCA